AUGACCGACCGCCGCUACGGAAACCGUACCUACGGUAGUUCCUACGACAACUACGAUUACGAUACUACCGGUACAACGUACGAUACCACCGGAACUAGCUAUGACCCCACUGGCUACAGCACAUACGGCACUACCGGGUACGGUUCAACGGGCUAUGGUGCCGCCAGCACUGGCUACGGCACUACCUAUGACACGGGCUAUGGCACCACUUCCUACGACCCCAGCAGCGGUGCCUAUGAUCAGCAUCUAGAUUACCGCACCGAUGAUUCCCGCCGCCAUCACCGUGAGCGACUUGAUAACAGCGGCGUCUACCGCCACCGGGACGUUGACCGUCGGGAUGAUGGUACUACUCAUGUUCACCGAGAGUACGAUAACCCCAACACCGGUACCAGCUACCACCGGGAUUAUGAGCGGUAG
Messenger RNA from Penicillium cataractarum, 417 nucleotides. RefSeq lists its product as uncharacterized. Bases 1 to 417 code for a protein of 138 amino acids. The transcript has a single exon. The record is from RefSeq and is a predicted model, not a curated record. Lineage: Eukaryota; Fungi; Ascomycota; Eurotiomycetes; Eurotiales; Aspergillaceae.